This is a messenger RNA of Bicyclus anynana (squinting bush brown), 2297 nucleotides long. RefSeq names its product T-complex protein 1 subunit epsilon (gene CCT5). The transcript has 10 exons. Gene Ontology annotation, cellular component: chaperonin-containing T-complex. Bases 120 to 1742 code for a protein of 540 amino acids. The record is from RefSeq and is a predicted model, not a curated record. Lineage: Eukaryota; Metazoa; Arthropoda; Insecta; Lepidoptera; Nymphalidae. Gene Ontology annotation, biological process: protein folding. Gene Ontology annotation, molecular function: ATP-dependent protein folding chaperone; ATP binding; ATP hydrolysis activity.
UGAUCGAAUCUGUUAUCUGUGAUUCAUUUGUUUUCCUUAUUUCUUUCUGAAAUGAAAUGAAAAAUUAAUAUUUGAAUCCAGUUUAAUCCCUAAAGUGUGUUGAUAAAUAAUUGUGAAAAAUGUCGAUGUUUCCGGGAACGGUGGCCUUUGACGAAUUUGGCCGGCCGUUUAUCAUUUUAAGGGACCAGGAAAACCAAAAACGGCUAACCGGUAUCGAUGCUUUGAAGUCACACAUUCAAGCUGCAAGGCUUAUAGCUGGCAUCCUACGUACAUCAUUGGGCCCGAGGGGCUUGGACAAGAUGAUGGUGUCUGCAGAUGGUGAAGUGACAGUCACAAAUGAUGGGGCCACUAUCCUCAAGUUGAUGGAUGUGGAUCAUGAGAUUGGCAAGUUGAUGGUGCAGCUUGCACAGAGUCAGGAUGAUGAGAUUGGUGAUGGAACCACUGGGGUGGUUGUACUGGCAGGUGCGUUGUUGGAACAAGCCUCAGCCCUGCUUGACAAGGGUAUCCAUCCUAUCCGUAUCGCCGAUGGCUUCGAAAUGGCUGCAGCGACAGCCCUAGCACAUCUGGACAACAUUAGUGAGGCCUUCCCAGUAAACAAGGACACAAGGGAGCAUCUCAUCAAAGUCGCCAGAACUACCCUCGGGAGCAAAGUUGUUGUGAAGUGUCAUCAGUUGAUGGCCGAGAUUGCUGUUGAUGCAAUUCUGUCAGUAGCAGACUUGGAGAAGCGUGAUGUGAACUUUGAGCUGAUCAAAGUGGAGGGCAAAGUGGGCGGUCGUAUGGAGGACUCCAUGCUGGUGCGAGGGGUGGUCAUCGACAAGACCAUGAGCCACUCGCAGAUGCCCAAAGUGCUUAAGGAUGUAAAGCUGGCCAUUCUCACAUGCCCGUUCGAGCCGCCCAAGCCCAAGACCAAGCACAAGCUGCAGGUGGCGUCCGCCGAGGAGUAUCGCGACCUGCGCCGCUACGAGCACGAGAAGUUCGUAGAGAUCGUGCGCAGGGUCAAGGAUGCAGGAGCAACCCUGGCAAUUUGCCAAUGGGGCUUUGAUGAUGAGGCAAACCAUCUCCUCUUGUCUGAGGGUUUACCAGCCGUGCGCUGGGUGGGAGGUCCCGAGAUGGAGCUGAUAGCCAUAGCAACGGGGGGCAGGAUUGUGCCACGGUUCGAGGAACUAUCUCCGGACAAGCUGGGCUCUUGCGGACUGGUCAGAGAACUAACUUUUGGUACAUCAAAGGACGAGAUGCUGGUGAUAGAGCAGUGCUCCAACUCGCGCGCCGUCACCGUGCUGAUGCGCGGCGGGAACCGCAUGAUCGUGGAGGAGGCCAAGCGCUCCGUGCACGACGCGCUGUGCAUCGUGCGCAGCUUGGUGCAGGACUCGCGCGUGGUGUACGGCGGCGGCGCGGCGGAGAUCUCGUGCUCGCUGGCGGUGGCGCGCGCGGCCGACAAGCUGUCGUCGCUGGACCAGUACGCCUACCGCGCCUUCGCCGACGCGCUGGAGGCCAUCCCGCUCGCCUUGGCCGAGAACAGUGGUUUGUCUCCAAUCGACACUCUGUCGGAAGUGAAGGCGCGGCAGGCGGCUGAGAACAACAGCAACCUCGGCGUCGACUGCAUGAGCAACGAUUCAAACGACAUGAAAGCAAUGAACGUGAUAGAAUCUCUGCACUCCAAGAAGCAACAGAUCGCGCUCGCCACACAACUCGUCAAAAUGAUCCUCAAGAUAGACGACGUGCGCUCGCCCGCCGACCAGUAGUGUCUUAUCCCGUUAUUAAUUAAUGGUUUACAACACAAAUAUGUAUUAAAAUCCGUGUCUGUUAACAUUCUGGUAACUUUAAAUUGUCAGAAAGGUUAGUUUAGACAUGUUGGGCAAUUUUUUUUUUUUUAAUUAACAGAGAUAGUUCUUGUAACUUAAUAGAUAUUUUAUACAGGUAACAACAAAAUGUUGUAUCGUUAAUAAUAUAACUCCAGAACAAAUAAGAAGAAUGUGAGCACGCAAAGGCGGCUUUAUUGCUGAAAGCAAUCUCUUAUAGGCCAGUGGUGGUAACAUGCGAUCAUUGAAGAGAACUAAACAAAAUUCCGUUCAAUGGCAUUGAAGUUGUCCCAGUCCCAUUUCUAUUCGUACCAACGAAUACGAAAAAAUAAAAUUUAAUACAAAGAAUAUGUCCCAAUUUUAUUUCAAUUAUGUAUUAUAACAUAAUUAAUUUAAAUACAGUGGUUAUGUCACAUUAGUUAUGCAUUUUUAUGUUAAGACGUGUGAGAUGCGAGAUGUAUGCUUUUUGGUGCACUAAUAAAUUAAUUUAACUAUUAA